UUUGAAGAACAUUUCCCUAUAGACUGUGAUAAACUGCCAAAGAACAGCGCGAGUGGAGUCUAUGUCAUCAAACCUCAUUCAUCACCUCCUUUAGUAGUAUAUUGUCAUGUAGAUGAAGAUGGCAAACGGUGGACUGCUAUCCAGAGGAACUCCAAAACUACUGAAAUAACUUGGCAUGAGUCCUGGACUACUUUCAAGUAUGGAUUUGGAAAUGUGAUGAAGGAUUUUUGGCUGGGUAAUGAGUACAUUCACCUGAUAACAUCUCAACGGGUUUACAUGGUACGCUUUAUCCUGAAGGACAAGAAUGAUAAGGAGUGGCAUGCCGACUAUGAUAUCUUCAGCCUAGACAAAGAAGAGAAUGGCUAUGCAUUGCGUCUAGGGAGGUACUCUGGUACUGCAGGGGACAGUCUAACCAUCUUUGACUCAAACACUGUUCAUGACAACAUGAAGUUCUCCACAAAAGACAAAGAUCAGGAUCGGAGUAGUUCUCACUGUGCAAUUACUUACAGUGGUUGGUGGUAUGACAAUUGCUACCUUGUUCUAUUGAAUGGAAAAGGUUUUAUCUACUGGAAAAAUGUUUGCACUGGAGAUUGCACUGAGUCAAUGAUUUUGGUCCGGCCUACAGGUAUCUGCUGA
Bufo gargarizans (Asiatic toad) is the source of this 636-nucleotide messenger RNA. Its product is annotated as fibrinogen-like protein 1-like protein. The record is from RefSeq and is a predicted model, not a curated record. Lineage: Eukaryota; Metazoa; Chordata; Amphibia; Anura; Bufonidae. The annotation marks the transcript as partial. The transcript has 2 exons.